Syzygium oleosum is the source of this 369-nucleotide messenger RNA. Its product is annotated as polyol transporter 5-like. Gene Ontology annotation, cellular component: membrane. Gene Ontology annotation, biological process: transmembrane transport. The coding region runs from base 1 to 369 and encodes 122 amino acids. Lineage: Eukaryota; Viridiplantae; Streptophyta; Magnoliopsida; Myrtales; Myrtaceae. The transcript has a single exon. Gene Ontology annotation, molecular function: carbohydrate transmembrane transporter activity. The record is from RefSeq and is a predicted model, not a curated record.
AUGAGCGGGGCAGCGGCAUAUAUAAAGGUGGACGUGAAAUUACCCAAAGAACAUAUUAAUGUUCUGACGGGGUACCUGAGAGUGUUCACGUUUCUCGGAUUGGCGACGGCGAGAUGGAUCUCUAACCAGUUUGGCCGCCACAAGACGAUUAUGAUGGCAGGGGCCAUGUAUUUCGGCGGGCCCCUUCUCAGGGGUUUUUCCCCCACCUAUUCUGUUUUCUUGGCCGGCCACUCUUGUGCCACCUUCGGUGCUGGCUUCGCCCUCAUGAUUGUCUCCAUCUACGCGGCUGAGGUUUAUCCUAUCUUCUUCCACGACCUCAAAAAAGUGAUAAGGAUGCUACAAAAUUAUGAAAAGAAGAAACGAAAAUGA